AUGGCGGACUUCAAGGUCGUCGACGUACGCGUCGACCACUACCGACCUGGCAACACACUGGGAAUUCACGUCACGAAACCUCGUCUGUCAUGGAGAUUUGAGAACGCGCCACCAGGAUUCAAACAGGGGGAAAGAACAAUCAGAGUAUCGCGACAUUCUGGAUCUGGGUUUGCCGCUAUCGGCGAAUACUCUAGCAGUGACUCCGAUACACAAGGAUUGCCUUGGCCUAUUGAUGAGGCAAUCUCGUCUCGAGAAAAAUACCAAAUCGAAGUUCGAGUUCGAGGUACUGACCACGCGGAACUAUCCUCGUGGAGCGAGCCAUAUGUCUUUGAAACAGGUCUGCUGAGCCGCAGGGAAUGGAGUUGUGCACGCAUUUCCUCGCCGUGGGCUGAGGACGGCAAAGAUGCACCACAGCCCGAAGACUUGUUUCGCAAAGAGUUUACAUCUGAAGGGAACAUCCAAUCAGCAAGACUCUAUGUCACGGCGCAGGGUAUCUACGAAGCUGAAAUCAAUGGGAAGAAAGUUGGCGACUAUUUCCUUGCCCCUGGCUGGACUGCAUACGACGGCAGACUCCAGUACCAGACAUACGACAUCACCGAGUACAUCACCUCUUCCAACUGCAUCGGCAUCCGCGUGGCCGAAGGCUGGUUCAAUGGCCGCAUUGGAUUCGAAGGUGGUCGGCGAAACAUCUGGGGAACGAGGACUGCGCUCAUGGCCCAGCUUGAGAUCAAGUAUGAGGACGGCACACUCAAGACCGUCGUUACAGAUGGCACUUGGAAAGUAUGUCGUGGGCCAACGAAGCUCGCCGAAAUCUAUGAUGGUGAAAAGUACGACGCAACCGCAGAAAUAAACGGAUGGUCGACAACGUCAACUCUGGGAGACUGGAAAUCUGUUGUGACUCUUCCAACGAUUGAUAACAGCAUCGAGUUAAUUGCUGGUUUCGGUGAACCCGUCCGACGUCUGGAUAGUAUCAAGGCCGUCGAGCAGAUUAAUACUCAGUCAGGGAAGACGAUCUUGGACUUUGGCCAGAACCUCGUUGGAUACGUCCGCAUUCAAGGCGUCAAAGGCCGACGGGGGGACAAGGUAACUCUGACUCAUGCUGAAGUCAUUGAGAACGGCGAGUUAGGAACGAGACCGCUACGUGAGUGCGAAGCAAAAGAUGUCUACACUCUCAAAGGAGACGAGAAUGGAGAAUCUUGGGAACCGCGCUUCAGCUUUCACGGCUUCCGCUACGUCCAGGUUGACGGGUGGCCUUCACCAGACAUUGAUCUUACCAACGCAUUAGAGGCCAUCGUUUGUCACACGGAUAUGCAGGAAACCGGUGCGUUUACCUGUUCCGACGCUCUGUUGAAUCAACUCUUCAGCAACGUACGCUGGUCGAUGAGGGGAAACUUCUUAUCCCUUCCAACUGAUUGCCCGCAACGGGACGAGCGUCUUGGAUGGACUGGGGACCUCGCUCUAUUCGCACCUACUGCUACGUUUAUCUAUGACUGCUUUGGCAUUCUGAAGAACUGGUUAGCCGACGUCGCCAUCGACCAAAAGGCCCUGGACGGAAUUCCGCCAAUGGUGUCGCCCAACGUUCUUGUUGGCCAUAAGAACUGGGGCAAGAUCACCGCUAACGCCAUCUGGAACGAUGUGGUUGUCCUAGCACCUUGGGCUCUUUACGAAGAAACGGCUGACGCCAGCAUUCUCCAAGAUCAAUACGAGUCCAUGACAACUUGGCUUGAAAAUGUGCCUAGAAACAAGACAGGCGCGGUUCACCUUUGGGACUUUGAACUGUUCCAGCUAGGGGACUGGCUGGAUCCCAAUGCUCCUCCGGAUGAGCCAAUGAAGGCACUGACGGACCCUCCUCUGGUUGCCAAUGCGUUCCUAGUUAGAUCACUCUACCUGAUGAGCAAAAUCGCCACCGUUCUACAGAAGCCCGCGGACGCUGAGCGCUACCGUCAGGAAGCAGAGGCAGGUCGCAAGGAGUUCCAGGAUGAGUAUGUCAGUGCCAACGGGCGUCUGACAUCGGAUUCUCAAACCGCGUAUGCUCUCGCAAUAGCCUUCGACCUUCUCUCCCCGUCACAGACCAUACGAGCUGGGAAUAGACUUUCCGAGGUCGUCAGGCGCAAUGGAUUUAAAAUCGGCACUGGCUUCGGCGGUACUCCUUUCAUCUGCGAGGCGCUCACCCGCACAGGUCACAGCGAUGUUGCGUAUGCAAUGCUCUUGAACCGCAAUUGUCCAUCUUGGCUCUAUCCCGUCACAAUGGGUGCGACAACAGUUUGGGAGCGUUGGGAUAGUAUGUUGCCCGACGGAACUAUCAACCCUGGUGACAUGACAUCGUUCAAUCACUAUGCCUUUGGUGCUGUGGCGAAGUUUCUCGCUGAGCGGCUGGCAGGUCUGCAACGUUUAGAGCCUGGUUGGAAGAAGUCAAGGGCGGAGCCAGUACUGGGUGCUGAGUUUACACGUGCGUCGGCGUCACACAUCACGCCAUAUGGCAAGGUGUCUUGUUCAUGGCAGCUGAACAACAAAGGCAGCGGUGUAUCACAACUCAAGGUCGACGUCGUUGUCCCGCCGCUCACGGAGAUGGAGGUGAUAUUGCCUGAUAAUGAGGGGAAGAGAGUUGAGCUUGUUGGAUCUGGAGAGUGGACUUUCGUUGCCGAAUACAAGCGGGAUUACAAGUGGCCAGUAAAGCCACUUUCUUUCUUCCCGGAGUAG
Molecule: messenger RNA, 2700 nt
Organism: Colletotrichum truncatum
Lineage: Eukaryota; Fungi; Ascomycota; Sordariomycetes; Glomerellales; Glomerellaceae
Product: alpha-l-rhamnosidase
Biological process (GO): carbohydrate metabolic process
Source: RefSeq, a predicted model, not a curated record